ACGCGGCUUAUGGAACUAACCAAAAUUUCAGAACAAUGUAUACUUUUACAACCGACCUCGUCAUUACUGUUUAUUACUCCAAAACCGCAGCCCCUUAUAGAACACCCUGGCGAGCAGACCAUUACCCGUAACCAUUAAGAUUAAGGGUAAUGUUUAUUUUCAUUUUUCAAGCGUUCGGGUUUUUCCAUAUACCUCCUUGAACUAUUCGUCAUUUUCCGUUAUCUAGAUCAGAUAAAAAAGCGCCCAAUUUUGAUAGCGUCCGUCGAUUCGUAGGCAAGUCGUAUUUUUUCUUAACGGAUGUGACAACGCCGCCCGCUGACAUUUCAUCCACCGUCGACGCCGUCCGACGAUGCAGCAGUGCGUCACGUUCCGCGGGCGACGCAACUUCUUUCGCAAUUUCUCCGAUGCCACACUCCCACGUGAUUGCGAGAUUCGCCUUCUCGAUAAUACAGGAGUGUAUCGUUUUAUUUCGAUGCGCGACAAUUAUCGGCAAUUAGUGUGUUUUUUUUUUUUGUUACGAUCGCUUUUUGUUUUGCCGUUUUACGGCGUCGCGAUCUGAAACGGAACACGCGAAGCCCAGAUAUUUUUAAAGGAAAAUCGGGAUCGCACGUUUUUUCCUGAAUGACGCGUCGCUGACCGAGCCCCUCGACUACACCAUGGACUCGUUGCUGUUGAACAGACAGCGCGACAGAUCCGCAUCGCCCGGUUACGCCCCGUCCGGUUCCUCGUGUCCGGAACCGCUUUCGAGCGAGGACGAGUGUUUCCCCAGGUCGUCCGGUCUAGGCGUGCGCAGUUCCACUCAAAUGUCGGUCAGCAGCGAGCCAGCGGCUCGCGGAUCCAGGGAAGCGAACGCCGACGCCGUAUAUCGCGGCGCUUGGCCCGCCAUCGAGAGACCGCCCACCCUCUGGAACUCCGAACCCGCUAGUUUGGGCGGUGCCGUCGCCUCCGCCGCCGCCGCCGCCCGCCAAAGUCACCCGGUCGCCACGGACGCUUCGAGCGUGAUGAGUUUCGCUUCCAGUUCGGGAGGGGUCCCGUUGGAUCGCGUGUUAGGCAGUCCGCCGUCGAAAUGGUCAUCGCAACAGCUCGAGGCCAAAAUGGACGUCGUGCAUGGCUUGCUCGCUAUGCUGGGCAGCCAAGAGCACGUCGAUAUGGGCGAGACCUUACUGGCGUUGAGCGCAUGCCCGGAGAGUUGCCUGGCGAUGCGGCAGUCAGGUUGCAUCCCGCUCCUCGUGCAGCUGGUGCAGUCGGACAAGGACGAAGACACGCGGAAGAAGGCGGCCCAGGCGCUCCACAAUUUGGUCAAUUCGCAGCCGGACGAGAAGAUCCGCAAACGGGAGUCGCGGAUCCUGAAGCUGCUGGAACACGCGCGCGCCUACGUCGAAGCGCUGAACGCGAACGUCAAGUUCGAAUCGUGCUCUUGGAGCGCUUCGUCUUCCGACGACGGCGACAGGCAUCCCGUACAGACGGUCGCUCAUCUGAUGAAGCUGUCGUUCGACGAGGGUCACCGUCAGGCGAUAUGCCAAUUGGGCGGCAUCCAUUCGAUCGCCACGCUGAUCGAGGCCGAGCACGCCGCCCACGGCAGCGUCUCCGUCGAGCACCACUGCGUCCUGAUGCGGCGUUACGCGUGCAUGGCCCUUACCAACCUGACGUUCGGCGACAGCGGGAACAAAGCGUUGCUAUGCUCGUUUCGGGACUUUAUGCGCGCCCUCGUCGUCCAAUUAAUGAGUCCGAGCGACGAACUCAGACAGGUGACGGCGAGCGUGUUGCGCAAUUUGUCCUGGCGCGCCGACGCCACCAGCAAAGAGAUCCUGCGCGAAGUCGGCAGCGUCUCCGGCCUGAUGAAGGCCGCGAUGCUCGACAACAAAGAGAAUACGCUGAAAUCGAUCCUGUCCGCGUUGUGGAACCUGUCCGCUCACUGUACCGAGAACAAGUCGGAAAUAUGCGCGGUAGAUGGCGCCCUCGGCUUCCUCGUCACGAUGCUGACGUACAAGACGCCGUCGAAGAGUCUCGCGGUCGUCGAGAACGCGGGCGGCAUCCUGCGCAACGUGUCGAGUCAGAUCGCGGUACGAGACGAUCACCGCGAGACGCUGCGCGCGCACGGCUGCCUCCGCGUCCUCCUCGAUCAGCUGAAAUCGCCGAGUUUGACGAUCGUGAGCAACGCGUGCGGCACACUGUGGAACCUGUCGGCCAAGUGCUCGCAGGAUCAGGAAGCGCUGUGGGAGAUGGGCGCUCCCGCGAUGCUGCGCAGCCUCAAUCACUCCAAACACAAGAUGAUCGCGAUGGGUUCGAGCGCCGCCCUGAAGAACUUGCUGACGUGCAGGCCGCAGCAGACGAUUCCCACGCGAGCGGAUUCGACCGCCCUCGCGCUUAACCUGCCCGAGUUGCCGACUUUGGGCGCGCGCAAGCAGAAAGCUCUGCUCCAAGACCUCGACCACACGUUGAGCGAGACGUACGACAACCUGGACAAGGAGUCGCCGGUGGCCGUGGCGCCGAGGGUUCACCGCGCCUACGCGAAGACGAGCCGAGGCAGCCCCCUUUUUGCCCCGAUGUGCGCCGUGCCGCCGCGUCGCGACGACGACGACGACGACGACGACGCCGGCAACGAUCAACCCAUAGACUACAGCAGGAAGGAAAACAACGACAUGGCGUACGCGGAAACGGACCUCGACCAACCGACCGACUACUCGCUGCGUUACGCCGAAGACGAUUCCGAUUCCGACCUGUGCUGCGCGAAAAUCGCGAAGCAGGAAUACGUUCAGGACACGGUGAAGACGUACUGCACCGAGGGAACGCCCUACGAGACCCCAUACGUCGUUUCGAACGCUACCUCGAUGUCGGACCUUCGAACCGUCGGCGAGAAACCCAGGCCGGCGAUCGAUAACGACGACGUAGACAAAGACAACGGGCCAAAGGUGAAGGAAGGCGGGCGGGGCGGCGUCGACGAGAAGGACCGAUGCUCGACGGAGGACAUUUCCGAGAUGCACGGCUCCGGUCUGAUGUCGCCCGAUAAGCCUGUCAACUAUUGCGAGGAGGGCACGCCCGGUUAUUUUUCCCGCGUGAGCAGUUUCGGUUCGCUGAACUCGAUCCCGGUGAAGAAAGAGGAAGAGGAGGAGGAGGAGGAGGAACCGUCUAAAAAAGUGGCGAAGGCGCCGGAAUCGAAAGCCGUCAAGUUCGACGCCGCGGUCGGCUACGCCGAAGAGACGCCGCUGAUGUUUUCGAGGUCGAGCUCGCUCGCGUCACUGGACAGUAUCGAACAGCAUUCGAUUCACGACGAUCGCAGCUCGGUCGUGUCGGAUUUUAGUCGAUUGACGAGCGGCGUCGUCUCGCCGAGCGAGUUGCCCGACUCGCCUACGCAGAUGGUACCGCCCAGUCCGAAGGCGUCGACUUCGAAGCCGUCGCGGCGUAUCCAGCGCUCGGAUAAGACGAGCGUGUUCGAGGACCGAACCACCGGGUUUAAGGAGGAGAGCAUGCCGGCGCAGUUCUCUACGGCGACGAGCCUCAGCAGUCUGACGAUCGACGAUCAUCGCGAGGUCGAGACGAAAACGCUGGAGGCGGCGCCCGAGGUUAAGGUUGACGAUGUGGCGGACGACGGGAAGGGGCAGGAGAAGAAGGACGAGGAGAAGGAGACGAGCGGAUCGGACUCGGCCGACGACGAAGAUAUCCUGGCCGCGUGCAUAAACGACGGCAUACAGACCAGCGUGCAAAAUCCUACGGCGUGUUCGACGCCGAGCAAACAGUCGAGCGAUAUACCGACGCUGAGGGGCGGGACUUCCCGGAUGACGGCGGCAGAAGAGUCUCCGAGGACGUACUGCACGGAGGACACGCCCGCCCACGCGAGCAGGACCGGUUCGAAUUCGAAUCUGAGCGCGCUGAGCGCCGACGUCAAAGGGGGCGGUAACGUGUCGGACGAUUCGAGCAAUUUGUCGGGCGACAACGACAACAACAUUUUGGCUGAGUGCAUACUGUCCGCCAUGCCCAAGUCGAGGAAAGACACGCGCGAAGGGCCGGCUUCGCUGCCCCCGCAACACGUCCCUGCGACGGCGAACAACGGCCCGACCGGACGCACGCCCAUGCAGCCGAUCAGAUUAAUGAACGUCGUCGCCCCGCGCAAAACCGAAACCCCGAAAGUGCAACGGCGAAGUCGCGAUAAUUCCCUGCCGCCGUAUUUGAUCGGCGGCGGAACGGACGAGGUGGAAAAUUACGCGGUGGAAAACAGUCCUUGUCAGUUUUCCUUGCGGAGCAGUCUCAGCGACCUGACCGUCGACGAGAGCGUCGCGGGCGUCAAAACGUCGGCCCCGACGGGGAGCCGGCAGGCGGACGAGUCCAGUGGCGUCGGGAACGAAAAUCGGAUAGUUGCUUUGCAGUCGGCGGACCAGAAAGUCGAAGAUAAGCACAACGUUUCUCGGGAGAGCAACCCGAACCCAUUGGACAGGAAAGAGUCGCUUUCCUCCCUCAGUCUGGACUCGAUGGGAUCGAUAGAGGGAGAACAGGCCCUGCUCGAGCAAUGCAUCUACUCCGGCAUGCCGACCGACAAAGCCGAAGAGGCCCUACUCAAGGAAGUCAUCUCGGCGGGGAUGCCCAAUAGCGGCGUCGACAAGCCGACCGAGACCGUUCCGAAGCCUCAGCCGAGGGAGCGGCGUCCCAACGAGAGACCGUCGUCGUCGUCGAUGGAGUCCAGGUCAAAAAACGGGAAUGUUGCGUCUGUUGCCGGGAACAUCAAGUCGGUGGAGGAGGGGGAGGCAACGCGGCUUCCACCUCCGCCGACAAACGAACCUUGUCCCGAACCGUCGAUCGCGGCGGCAGGCGUAGAAAACGGUCCCGAACGCGAUUCGAGCGGAACCGAGAACUGUUGGUUCUCAGAUCGAGCGGCGGAAACGGAACCCGUGAUGCGGGAGGCGGUGGAGGGGAGCGCGAGCAGACGAGGGGGCGGAGCGUCGUCGGUCACAGGUACAUCACCGGACAGAUUAUCGCCUUCAGGAGGGAUCUGCUUAACAGAUCGAACGAGGAGUGGAUCUAAGGAGGACGCGCUCCUGGUCGCCAGCUGCGUCGACGGGCGUUUCGCGAAGAGCUGCGAGGAGUCCGGCAACCUGGUGGACGUGCGCAUGCUCGAUCCCGACGCGAUGAUCGAGUCGCUGGAUCGUUUCACGGCCGAGCUCGUCUCCCAAGCGAGCCACCUGACCAAAGACAAGACGUCGACCAACGAGAGCAGCAGCACGUGGAACGACGACAGCACCUCCCCCACGAACGAGGCCACUUUCCCCAGUAUAUCGGGCAGCGCGCCCAACGUCGUCACCUUCGAAAGCGACAAGGACGACGCACCGGAGGAACGCCCGUCGAACGACUUCUCCACCACAUCGACGAUGACCGAGUCCACGUUGAUAGCGAUGGAGGCGACCAGAAUCGCGACAGUCUUCAAGCGCGAGGCGGAAAUGUCACAGAGCGCGGCGUCUCUCGAAUUGGACAUGGUGAGACCUCCGUCGCAGUUGAACUCGCUGACGACGAUGGCACCGCCUAGUCCGAAGCUCGGCACCACCAGGAAGCCGUUAUCGUCGGACGUGCUCGUCAAACGCGCUCUUAAUCACCGCGCGGAUAGCUUCGACGGCGUGACAGAGGAGGUGGACGAGAAACCGAAUCCGAUAUUCGACGUGAAACAAAAGUACAUGGUCGAUUUGGAGUCGACCAAUCCGCCGUCGAUAUUCAGCGAGAUAACGGACAUGUGCGACUCGUUGGCCGACGUGGCGACCGAGACGAUCGGCGCGGACAGCGACAUCUACGAGGACUGCGGGUGGGCGGAGUCGAGCGCGCGCGACGACGAUUUUUCGGACGCCAACAGCGCGACGCCCCACGGUUCUCCGGUUAUACGGUUGGCGUCGAUACAGACGGACGCCAGUAGCGCCGAGUCGACGCCCGAGAGGAGCCAAUCGGCGUCGACGAAACGACGACGUAGCGUCGCCCGAGAUCGUUACAAAACGUACACCGUCUCGGCCGCCGAGGUUGUAUCUAGCGAAGUGGGAGGAGUCGAGCCGGAAGAGGCGUCCCCAUCUAGCGUCGGUUCGCCGAAACUGACGCCGAAAGAGCGCAGAAAACUCGACCCGGCCAGGUACGACACGCAGGUGAUCGAGACCGUCGUCGAGACCUCCCCCAGGUCGAAGCUGAGCAUAAGGCGGAGCUUUAUGCAGAAACGGCUCGCGAAUCGGGAUCGUUUCAGGACGCGAACACUGAGCGAGUCGAAUUUCUCACCGGACACGGCGUCGUCCGACUUGCACUUUUUCAUUCGCACGGAAGCGGACUUGGUGGUGAAGACGCUGCGGGACGCGGCACGUGACGACUUGCUCGAGUGCGAGACCCUCAGUCUGGUGUCGAACGACGAGGAUUCCGAACACAAUUCGGGUGGUUCUACGGCGUGUAGAACGUACCACAAGAGUUGGGACCCGCCCGUGUCGACACCGGAAGCCGAAGGGGUGGAGCAAAGGGAGUCGGCGCCGGCGAAACCGAAAAUCGUCAAGCCGGAGCUGGAGGAGAGACGGGAAGAACCGGAAGAGGCGCCGAAAACGGUCCGGGGACGUAGGAAGCCGCUGUACUCUCCGCGAACCGUGACCAAGGCACCGGCGUCGUCGUCGUCGAGGUCCGCCCCGAAGCCGCCCGCCAAAAGUAGUCCGAAACACGUGCUGGCGCCGCUCGAGCGUCAAGGCACGUUCACCAAAGACGAGACGCCGCCGCAAGCCGCCAGGGGGGCGGGGCAGCAGCGGUCCAAGAUACCGGCGUUCGCGAGUAAAAUCGCCCGAGCGGUCACCACCAGGAUACCUGCGGCGGUGACGACGACGCCCAGUCCUCCGUCCGUCCUCAGGAACGGCGGCGCGAAAUCUGCGAGCACCGACCGGACGAAUGUCAAUAGAAAUUGGAGAAUGUACAAUAGAUCUACCAGCGCGGACAGCAGAGAACGUCCGGCCACCUCUGGCCGCAUCCAAGCUUCUUCUUCGACGCAGAGCUUACGAAACGAGUCCAAGUACCAAAACGGUAACGCAAAGAAAUCGUGCAUACCGAGUCCGACUCAACGGUCGGCGAGCAGCGCGAGCCUAGCCACGCCCACUACGAGCACGAAAAAGCAAGUGACGAGCAAGAUCGCGAGUCUAUGGAAGCGGGUCGAGGAGAGUAAAACGAAACAGCAGCAGGUCGCGAAAGACACGCGGGUGUGGAUCCAGAACGGGGCGCCACCCAAGUUGGUCCGCGGCGACACGUUCGAGAAUAAAGAGGGGGUGGUGUUAAGGAAAAAGGCGUCGGGUGACGUCGGCGACGAGACCAAGCGGGUUUCGAGGUUAGGCUCGUUUAUCGUGGUGAACGAGGACGGGGAGGGCGUGUCGACCACGCCCAACGGGUGCACCGUGAACGCAGUUUGAGGCUAGCGGGGCGGUUUUUUUUAAGGUUAUGUCAUAAAGGUGUUGUGGUUGCUGGCGUGCGGAUGUCCUUGUCACGCGUCGAAACGAAAAUGCAGUUGUUUGAGUUAAAAGUCGCUCGCGUUUAAUUACAAACAUUGCAUCUUUCUGUAUGGGGGGAGAGGGUGUUUUUUAAGCCAUGUUUUUUUCUCUAGUCUUCGUUUUAAGGUUCGUUUAGGCUUAGUGUUUUUUUUUCGUUGUUGUACUAUAUAUAUACCGCGUCGUGAGAGUGACAGACUGUAUAUAAUCUGGCCGCGUAGUUUCGUAACAUUUGUAUGAGAAUUGGGACUUUUAUAAUUUUUGUUUUUUUUGUAUUUCGUAUCCGCCCUCAGGGCGGGGUUUUUCUUGUGACCCUCUAGUUUGGUUUCUUCUUUACGUUGGAAAAUAAAAAGUGUCUCGCUU
Messenger RNA from Cylas formicarius (sweet potato weevil), 7835 nucleotides. RefSeq names its product adenomatous polyposis coli homolog. Gene Ontology annotation, molecular function: gamma-catenin binding; microtubule binding; beta-catenin binding. The transcript is spliced from 13 exons. Lineage: Eukaryota; Metazoa; Arthropoda; Insecta; Coleoptera; Brentidae. Gene Ontology annotation, cellular component: beta-catenin destruction complex; catenin complex; cytoplasmic microtubule. Gene Ontology annotation, biological process: regulation of cell differentiation; negative regulation of microtubule depolymerization; cell migration. The coding region runs from base 657 to 7397 and encodes 2246 amino acids. The record is from RefSeq and is a predicted model, not a curated record.